CACCAUCUUGUUUUCCUCCUCAGCUGACGGGAGAAAAAAUAACUUAUUUAUUGUAUUUUCUUCACCUACUGUCAGCCUUGAGUGUCAGCCUUGAGUGUCAGCCUCGAGUGUCAGUCUUGAGUGUCAGCCUUGAGUGUCAGUCAUGUCUCUCUCCGUGGAUAUACAGUUAAAGAGAUCAAGUAAAAUAUACCAUGAAGGGGAAAAGGUCGCCGGGGUGUUGGUGCUCGACAGUCGCUCCGAGGCGCGGCACGACGGCAUAACUCUGACGAUGGAUGGGAUAGUUAGCGUCCAGUUGUCCCCCAGGAGUGCCGGCCUUAUCGAAUCGAUCGUUAAUUCGUCUAAGCCCAUUUCCAUCAUCAACCAAUCAGUGGAGGUCGUUAAGUCAGGAAAAAUACCAACAGGCCAGACUGAAAUACCCUUCGAAAUUCCCCUCGUUCCCCGCUCGUCGUCCAAGGUCCUGUACGAGACUUACCAUGGGGUGUACGUCACGGUCCAGUACUCUCUGAGGUGCGACAUUAAGCGGAGUCUUCUAGCAAAAGACAUCACCAAAUUACAGGAAUUUAUCGUGGAAUACAAACCCAGGAACCCUGAAGAGACAAUACCCGUCAGGUUUGAGAUCCGCCCAGACACCCUACAGAACGUCCGCGACCGGGCACGCAUCCCGCAUUUCCUGGUCACGGGUCAUCUAGACACGGCCGUUUACUCCCUCUCGCAGCCACUGACAGGAGAGCUAACGGUGUGCGAGUGCGAACGAGGUAUAAGCAGCAUCGAACUCCAACUGGUCCGUGUCGAGACGUGUGGCUCGACCGAGGGCUACACCAGGGAGGCCUCAGAGAUCCAGAACAUUCAGAUCGCAGAAGGAGAUGUGUGCAGGGGAGUGGCCAUACCUCUGUACAUGGUGUUUCCUCGCCUGUUUACCUGUAGCACCACUGAAGCACCCAGUUUUAAGAUUGAAUUUGAGCUGAACGUCGUUAUCAUCUUCGACAAUGAUCAUCUGGUAGUUGAGACGUUUCCCAUCAAGCUCGUUCGCAGUUAGAAAUCUACCAUUGUAUGCAGUUGCAAGUCCCACCAUAUGCAGUUGCAAGUUCCAUGUGAUUAGCCUUUAACUGGCAACUAAAUGAUAAAGAUUCAUUACUAAUUUACACUUAUAUACAAUGUACUACUUAUACUUUACAAUGUUGUUAGUGAAAUAUAAAGUAAUGUUCAAAUAAUAAUGAUAAUAAUAAUGAAGUUUACCUGUGUAGUUUAUAUACCUGUAAGAUUAUUAUUACUACUACUACUAUUAUUAACUGGGACCAUAAUUAAAUACUUUACAUAAAAUAAUUGACUAAACACAAUUAUCUAUCAAUAAUUAUAAGAAGCCUUGAUUAUAUAGCGAUAAUCUGUGAUAUAAUUCAAAGUCUAAUUAUAGAUAUUUUUUCUGAUGAUUUAAAUGUUUUUGUAUAAUCUUCUGAGUUAUAUUGGAUUUGUUUGUUUAUAAUUGAAUUGAUAAUGAAAAUAA
Messenger RNA from Homarus americanus (American lobster), 1501 nucleotides. Its product is annotated as vacuolar protein sorting-associated protein 26C-like. Gene Ontology annotation, biological process: intracellular protein transport. Gene Ontology annotation, cellular component: endosome. NCBI's taxonomy places the organism in Eukaryota, Metazoa, Arthropoda, Malacostraca, Decapoda, Nephropidae. The transcript has 7 exons. The record is from RefSeq and is a predicted model, not a curated record. Bases 143 to 1036 code for a protein of 297 amino acids.